This is a messenger RNA of Cucumis melo (muskmelon), 1053 nucleotides long. Its product is annotated as gibberellin 3-beta-dioxygenase 1-like. Gene Ontology annotation, molecular function: gibberellin 3-beta-dioxygenase activity. Gene Ontology annotation, biological process: gibberellin biosynthetic process; response to light stimulus. The record is from RefSeq and is a predicted model, not a curated record. Lineage: Eukaryota; Viridiplantae; Streptophyta; Magnoliopsida; Cucurbitales; Cucurbitaceae. The coding region runs from base 10 to 1053 and encodes 347 amino acids. The transcript is spliced from 2 exons.
AUCCACAACAUGAGCGACGUCUCCAAAAUUCACUCUCUCAACAUUCCCACCAACAAAAACCUCGACUCUUUCCAACAACAACUUCCCGACGCCUCCGACACCGUCCCUGUAAUUGACCUUUCUCACCCUGAUGCCCCCAAGCUCAUGAACAAUGCCUUUCAAACUUGGGGGGUAUUCCAACUCGUUAACCACGGCAUUCCCGUUUCCCUACUCAACUCCAUACAAUCCUUCAUCCAGGAUCUCUUCGAUCUUCCCACUUCACAGAAGCUUAAGAUCGUUCGUUCCCGCGAAUCCAUCGCUGGCUUCGGACUCGUUCCUCUCUCCCAAGUAUACCCUAAACGUCCGUGGGGUGAGGGCUUCACCCUCAUCGGUAACCCUGUCGACCAUCUUCAAAAACUCUGGCCUGAAGACUGCAAAAAAUACUGUGAUUUAGCGGAAGAAUACCUCAAAGAGAUGAAGAAUCUAUGCGGAAAGGUGAUGUGGCUUACAUUGGGGGAAUUAGGCAUAACUCCAGAGGACAUAAAUUGGGCUGGAUCGGAUGGGGAAUUCAAGACCAGUAAUCAAGCCCUCCGAAUGAACUCUUACCCAGUCUGCCCAGAACCGGACGAGUCAAUCGGGCUCCCGCCUCACUCCGACUCCAGCGUCUUAACCGUUCUGUACCAAACGACAAAAGGGUUACAGGUUUUGAUAGAAGGGAAAGGGUGGGUGACGGUGGAGCCGGUAAAAGAUGCACUGGUGGUUCAAGUCGGAGACAUGCUUCAUAUUCUUACAAACGGGUUGUACUCUCCAUCGGUCCAUCAGGCCGUCGUGAACCAGACCCAUGAUCGUAUGUCGACGGCUUUCUUUUUUGGUACGCCGAAAAACACCGAAGUUUCACCGCUUAAGAAACUUGUGACCCCAACUCGACCAUUAAUGUACCCUACGGUAACGUGGGCUGACUACCUCAGUAAAAAAUAUGAGCUUUUUGAGGAAACACUUCCAUCUAUCCGUCUUUCCGCUCCUCCCCCGGGUCUGUCAAAUGUCAACGAUCAAAACCAAGUGAAAGUAGGCUAA